Durio zibethinus is the source of this 1341-nucleotide messenger RNA. RefSeq lists its product as uncharacterized. Lineage: Eukaryota; Viridiplantae; Streptophyta; Magnoliopsida; Malvales; Malvaceae. The record is from RefSeq and is a predicted model, not a curated record.
AGAAUUUCAAAAAUAUCUUGACAAUUUUCAUCAAUUAUGAAAAAAAAAAUACAUGAACUUAGCACUAAAGGGCCAUGAACAUGAUAGUCUGUAAACAUACAUGAAGAAAGUGACUAAGCAAUAAGCAUGUAGGGCAAAUACCCAUCAGCGUGAUAUCAGAAUUAUGAGUAUUAAUGAAGUGGAGAAACAAGCAGAAUAAUGGAAAGCAAUAUUCCACGGGAAAAAUAGUAGUCCAUGUGGGCUUGCUAAAUUUCAGAAGUAAAUAAAAAUACCAGAUGAAAGAUAAGAACAUUUCUUCCAAUAUGAUUUCAAAGAUGCCUCCAACAAUAAAAAAGGCAGGGGAAAAAGUAACAUACCCUUAACAGAUUUAAAGCAGAUUCUUUGUUUUAUACCUUGUUAUCUCCUCUGAUCAUCAACGCACCAUCCCAGCAAUUUUGUUCAUAUCAUCUGAAUUUUGAAGGGCCAAACAAGCAAAAGGAAAACAAAGGGAAGAGAAUGCAAACAUUCAAGAAACUCAACUUUCUACAUUUUCUCCUGUCCCUUAUGCAAUUCUUUACCACCUCCAUAGCCCAACACACUCCCAAAAAUCGAUGUGGUAAUAUUCAGCUUCAAACACCUUUCCUGAGUCAAAAUUCCACCAACCCCUUCCCAUUAAACCGCAUGAUUAAAUGCAAAUCUCAGAAGAUAUAUUUUAGAACCUCUCUUGGUCUUUUUCCCAUCUCUUCUAUUGAUUAUACAAGUAAAACACUAACAAUCUCUCACACUUCUUGUUCUGCUUCAGAUCAGUAUGUAUCCCCUGCACUCCUCUCUGCUGGUUUCCCUUCUCCUCCUCAGCCCAACUUACUUCUUCUCUUCAACUGCUCACACAAAAGGCAACCCACAUCAUCAUUGAUCCGUAACUGCACUCGCUUACACACGUGUGGAGCUGCUUCUAAAGUUCAGGAACAGGAAAUUAAAGUGCCCUAUUCAUGUCUGCUUGUUCAUGAUAUUGAAAAGCUUCGCACUGAUUUUCAUCCAAAAGAUUUGAGUUGUUCAGAUUACAGGAGGGUAUAUAGAAGAUCUUUAAAUAAGGAAGACUAUGAAGGAGUUGAGCUGGGAACAAGGAUUUCUUUCGACAUUCCAGACCACGUACCAGAUAUCUGUAAUGAAUGUAAAAAGCCUAACGGAAAUUGUGGUGUUGGGUUGAAGUGCAUUUGCCAUGCAAAAGAGUGCAAAGAUAAGGUCGUUUCAGCAGGCAGAUCACUGAGCACCGGUAUUAGUUUCCUAUUUCCCUUCUUUUCUAUCAUUGUUCUGAUGAAUUUCUUGAUGACAUGACCAGUUUCGAAACGUUAAAUACAGAGA